AAUUGUGUUGAACAAAUUGAUUUGUGUAUUACACAUAUAAUUAGACGAGCUCAUUUGUGAAAGAUGGCACAGUGGCCUAUUUCUAGCUCACAGAAAGAGGAACGAAUUGAUUUUUCUUCAAAGUUUCGUGAAAAGCCAGUUACAUUUUGGUUGUCAAAAGUUUACGUCAACGAACAUCGCUACAAGUUUGAUGGAAAAGGAGUAAUAUCUUCAUAUGUUGGUACUCAACGAACCAAUAUACCAAAUAGUGUUUCCGUGGUUGGUUGCAUCUCACAACCAAAUGAUGAUGGAUGCAAUCUUAUUCGUCAAGUUCAAACCAGGAUUGACUCACAACAGUAUAUUAGUUUUCUCUUGGAGGUGAUGUCAUCAUAUCCAAAAGUGGAGCCCAUUACAGUUGUUCACAAUAAAUAUCCAGUUUAUAGCAGUCUCAAAGUAACUAAAUGGAUCGGAGAUAAUCCAAGAAUGUCUGUUUUGGAUAGCUGGCCACCAGCUAGUGGUGAUUUGAUGCCAAUUGAUUCAGUGUUCUCAGAAAUUUUGACAGACUUCGACGAACAAGAAAUGCGUGUACACAGUGAAAAAGCUCUUUAUGAAGAAAUCAGAACCACAUUUGUGUCUUUAACUGAAAAAGAUGGUUAUGUAAAGUCUCUUAUUUCCCAAAUCCCAAUUAAGUUGCAAACGAUUGUUUUGAAGAAAGGUGAUUCACUUUGAUUCACCGAUUAAGUAAACUGCAUUGAAACAUUGAUUUCUUGAUCAGGGAAAUAAAAACACAAGAGAGGUUCAAUCGAUUAA
Daphnia magna is the source of this 789-nucleotide messenger RNA. RefSeq lists its product as uncharacterized. The coding region runs from base 64 to 708 and encodes 214 amino acids. The record is from RefSeq and is a predicted model, not a curated record. Gene Ontology annotation, molecular function: nucleic acid binding. The transcript is spliced from 3 exons. Lineage: Eukaryota; Metazoa; Arthropoda; Branchiopoda; Diplostraca; Daphniidae.